ACUUACUCGAGUGGUUUCACUCGGCAAAAUCUAUCAAGCUACGCGUACCGACUCGACGUAUUUUUCAAACCGUCAAGGAAAGUCGGCGAAUGGCUCUCAAAGGAAUCCGUGUCCUCGAGAUGGCUGGCCUGGCUCCGGCCCCUUUCUGCGGCAUGUUGCUACGAGACUUCGGAGCUUCCGUGAUUCGAAUUGACAGGCCAGAACCGCAGUUGGAUGCAGAUCGCCUGGGCAGGGGCAAGCGGUCUAUCAUGAUCGACCUGGGGAAGAAGAAAGGGGCCGAUUUGCUGCUAAAAAUGGCCAAGAAAUCUGACGUUCUACUUGAGGGCUACCGCCCAGGAGUGAUGGAGCGUCUGGGUGUCGGGCCCGACGUGCUCCUAAAGUCAAACCCGCGGCUGGUGUACGCCCGCCUCACGGGGUUCGGCCAGACGGGGCCCUUCUCUGCCAUGGCCGGCCACGACAUCAACUAUGUCGCAAUGUCCGGCGUUCUGUCCAUGUUGGGCGCGUACGGCCAGAAGCCGCAGCCGCCAGUGAACUUGAUGGCGGACUUCGCCGGCGGCGGCCUGCUGUGCGCGCUGGGCAUCUGCAUGGCGCUUCUCGAACGGGAGCGCUCCGGCAAGGGACAGGUCAUCGACGCGAGCAUGACUGAGGGCUGCGCGUACGUGAGCACCUUCCUGUGGAGGACGCGCAGCUCCAAGAUGGCGCUGCCCAUCUGGAUCGACGAGCGCGGAGGAAACAUCCUGGACGGCGGCGCGCACUUCUACAACGUGUACGAGACCAAGGACGGCAAGUACAUGGCGGUCGGGGCACUAGAGCCGCACUUCUACAAGAUCCUCGUGGAAGGCCUGGGUCUGGAUCCGGAGGAAGUGCCACAGUUCUCCGAGUGGGACAAGUGCAAGCAGGUGUUCGCCGACGCGUUCAAGCGGAAGACGCAAGCCGAGUGGUGCUGCCGUGUUCGACCUGACGGACUGGCUGCGCGGUGCCCGUGUUGGACCUACGACAAAGUCAGCGAGCACCAGCACAACGCGCACCGGGGCGCCUUCAUCGAAUGCAAGGACGGGCCGCCGGUUCCCCGUCCGGCGCCGCUGCUGCUGAGGACGCCAGCCGAGCCGGACAUGGAGGAGCCGCUGAUCGGCGAGCACACCAGGCAGAUCCUCCAGGAAGUGCUCGGAAUUGGGGACGCCGAGGUGCAGAAACUGAUAGACGACAACGUGGUCGCGGCACCCACCUACAAGCUCAAGUCCAAGUUGUAGUCUACGUAUUAACAUAAACGGCGCGUGUGGCCAUUCCUGAACAUCGGUUGCACGUCUUCGUGGCCGAAGCGCGCACAGGAAGAUGUAUCUUUUGGGGUUCAUAGAGAGUUUUCGAAUUGGGGCCCCAAAGAAAUAGCUUCAAGUCCACUGCGCAUGCGCGAAACCCGAACUGCGUUUGGGUUGGGCACGCUGUUUCUUGAAUUUGGCGGGAGCCCCAAAACCUGCCCCAAAAGUUUUGGAUUAAGGCAAACGUGGCGGCACCCACUGAAGUGACGGUUCUCGGCCAAGACUAGAGUAAUAGGGGAGUGUCGAAAGCGCCGCAAACCCUAUACAAAACUCAUUGCUCCUGCUUAAGCCUAUAUAAGGAUCCAUACGAAAAGGGCUUUUGGGCCCCUAUUCGAAAACUCCCUGGUAUCUCUACACACUGAUAUGCGCAGGCCGUAUACAGUGUUCUCUAUACAACACACGAACAUACAGAAAAGCGUCGUACCCCUCCCGCGAAAUAGAUAUCUGGCUGCGAGUGCCCCUCAUUAACAGGUUCUGCACCAUAUGAAAACUGAAGUGCCUUAAAUGAUCACAGGGUUACAGUAGCAUGAAAAUCCGUGGAAGGGGUCGCAUAUACAUCUACUUAAAAGCAUGCUCAUGUGCAUGGUUUGCGUGCUAAAAAGCGUGAGGAAGUGGCAAAAAACAAUCAAAAUAUUUCACUUAUAUGAAAGCACUACAAAUAUAUCGGACCAGAGUAUAUGGGACCAGUCGUAAAAUUGUUGUUGCACCGUAAGUUAUUUGCGCGCCAGGUGAUGUGUCGGUCCUUCGAUCCGAGAGAAAAUGUCGCAAAGGGCUGUGAGCAUUCACACAAAUAGUGCUUGCGCAUCACACAGGCUGUGCACAAGUAGCGCUUGUGCAAAUCUUGCUGCAUCCGCACAAGCUGUGCUUCGACCACUCGCCUGUGCUCGUGGGAGUCGCUGUAUAUAAAAUAUGAAAGGAAUAAAAGAGUUUUUCUAUUUAA
Messenger RNA from Rhipicephalus microplus (southern cattle tick), 2256 nucleotides. RefSeq names its product Alpha-methylacyl-CoA racemase (gene Amacr). Gene Ontology annotation, molecular function: alpha-methylacyl-CoA racemase activity. Gene Ontology annotation, biological process: bile acid metabolic process. NCBI's taxonomy places the organism in Eukaryota, Metazoa, Arthropoda, Arachnida, Ixodida, Ixodidae. Gene Ontology annotation, cellular component: mitochondrion. The record is from RefSeq and is a predicted model, not a curated record.